AUGUGGCUGCUAGAAGGGCGCUUCGCCGAAGACAGCCGCCAAGAGCUGAGCAAGCUUCUCAAAUACGGUCAGACCUAUACUCUCGGUCGCAAGAUCCCCGCCGACAUUGUCAUCGAUAGCAAGUUCGUCUCUCGUGUAUCUUGUCACAUUACCGUAGCAUCCGAAGACACCAUCUCGAGCCAAGUCAACAGCGUCACCGACCCACUAUCCUUUCAUAACGAUGUUCGUCUUCGACCUCGCGUCAAUAUCCGCUUCGAGGCUAACAAAAGCCGCAAGACCUUUAGUGUGACCCAACUAUCUCGUCGCUCCGGCUCAACAGAUCCUACCGAAGUGCAAGUGCCCGCAGACCAAGAACAUGUCCUCGAAGAUGGAGACUUCUUUGCACUCACUACUACCAUCUCACUACGGCUGGUGUGGAAGCCAAUGGCGAUCUGCUUUGCCGCCAAGAUCAAAGAGAACGCUAUUGCACCUUUCCGCCAAGCUGCGUUGAAGCUCGGUAUCCAUCUCUCCCCCGCCAAGUCUCGCUGGAUGGACGGCUACACACAUCUUUGCCUUAUCCAAGUCAAGCCCACCGAAUCUGUCCUCUGCGCACUGCUCCAAGCUCGACCCAUAGUCACCAUCGAUUACUUCACCGAACUCUUCCGUCGAGCCGAUCUCCCACGCCACGAUCCCAACUCCCUCGAAACCUCCUUCACCGGACCCGAUCUCACCACCUACCAACCCUCCAUCGACCAACAAGAACUAUCCGAAAUCCCUGACAUGCAUGCAAAGCUCCUACCGGAAGAACGCCGCACGCACAUGCUCAAAGGCACCACCUGUGUCUUCUUCGCCCUCCCUGUGGAAGAAGGGGAACUGUCGAUCUACAAGAGCAUUCUCAGCGUUGCCGGAGCCCAUGUGUUCACGCACAACCCACAAGCAGAGGGCUUGAAGACAAAGGCGGAUUUCGCACAGUUGUUGAUGCCGUACAAGAACAGCGCGCUGAGUUAUUGGAGGAAUAGUGGGAGUAAAGCGAGAAGUGAGGCUCCCGAUGAAGGGUUGGUGGUGUUGGUGGGUGCGGUUCAUGAUGAAGAGGGAUGGAAGGAAGGGUGUAAGGUGGCAUGUAGGAAUUUGAGGAUUGCUAUGCCAAGUGGGUUUCAUGCGAUUACGAAUGCUGUUUUUGCGGCUGAUGUUAGGGCACAUUUGAAUACGAUACCCACUGUGAGCGAUGGGGAGGGGGAUGGGGAGGUUGAAGGAGCAGCGCCGGCUGCUCAAGAGGAAGUUGCGGCGGAUGUGACGGCUGUUGAAAGGGUGGAGCGCAGUCCGACUCGGCCAGAGAUACCUGCAGAGCGAGCUGCAAUGGAUCCACCAGCUACUGCGGCUCCUGUACAAGUACAACCUCCAGCCGCGACAGCAGAACCGCCGAGUACAGCAACCGAACAACAGCGAAGACCUCUCACACGUCGCACACGAAAGCCUGCACACCAAGCCGAAGAGCCCCUCACCCGAGGUACCCCAGAAGCAAACGCUUCGGCUAACGUGGCCAUGGACACUACCGCCUCAGCCAGCCGCUCUGUCGAGGCCGGUAUAGAAGCAUCGUCACAGCUCACCCGCGAAGAGCGUAGCGGGCUAACACGCCGCACUGGCGCAAGUCGGGUAACACAUCGAAGAAGCGACGUCUUUGAUGCCAUCUUACGUUCAGAUGCAGGUCAGAGCAUGGAUCUUGCUGAUGCUUCCGCAUCACUCUCUACCGAUGCUGGUGCAGGAUCUUCCAUUCCGAAAAGCAGAAGGUUCAGGAUGGAUCUGGAUGAAGAAGAUCGUGCACAAACGCAGGUUUCAGACGCUAGUCAAGCACAGCAGUCGGCUGAUAGUGGGAAGCGCAAGUCCCCUCCUCAACCACAACCUCCAACCGACCACGCUGCGAGGGGCAAUGAGAGAAGCUCAAAACGCCCUCGGACAACUGCGCCUUCCCCUGCUACUGAACCCGCACCUGAAUCCACCCAACCAGCAGUUGAACUACCGCGUGUGAUCCGCACAGACCCAUCACUCGACCACACUGGCCUGGGGAAAGGAGCGCAACCAGACACCCAACCACAAUUCCUCCAAGCGCUCAACACCCAACGAGCCAAAGGCAAAAAAAUGGACGAAUUCGAUGCCGAUUUUAACCGUCUUCAAAUCGCCAAACCCUCCUCUUCCACUCAAGCCUCUCUCAACCUCGCUCGUGGUACACAGCAAAAAACAGCAGGGGGCGGAGGGGUGGAUGAAGACUACGAAGCGUUCAAAGCGAUGGCUGAGGAAGAAUUAAAGAUUCAUGUACGGGGGAACUUUGUUCAGGUUGAUUUUGUGCCACUUAUUCGUCAAAAGGUGCAGAGGGAUGCGAGUGGAAAUGGGGCUGGGGAAAAUAUGGGGGAUGUUCCUAAUUUCAAAAAAUUCAGAGGGAAGAGGGCGACGGGCGAGAGAGGGAGUGGGAGUGGGAGUGGGAGGAGGGGGGUGGAAAUGGUUCUACCUGAGAGUAACGAUUAUGGAUUGGGACAGAGUUAUUGGGAGGAUGAAGCGGGUUCUCUGGCGACUUCGAGGGGCGAAAGGAAGGGUUCACGACUUGCGCUCUCUGAUGAGGAAACUCCUUCAGCUCGUCCGCCCAAAAGCAAGACCAGAGUCGCGCUGGAUCCAGGUCCAGGGGAGGAUAGCGCCAUCCACCUGGACCUCGAUUCAAUGGAAUCAGACGAGGAUGCAGCAGAUAUGACUACUUUGAUGAGGCGUCAACAUGGAUUGCGGUCUCAACCCGCAGCGGGAGGAGCUGGGAGGGGAAGGAAGAGACCCAUUGCAGCGCUAGCUGCGGAGAGUGAUGAAGGAAUGCCCCCUCCAACGAGUACGAGUAGGAGAAAGGCAACACCAGCAACAAAGGGAAGGAUGACAACGACGAUUAUCGAUGAUGAAGACGACGAUAGUGACGAUGGAGGAGGGGAUGGUGGCGGUGAUGAUGGGAAUUUUGCUGGUUUUGGUAGAAGUACAAGCACAAGGAGACGCAGGGUUGAUCCUAGUUCUUCGGCUCGGACUCGAAGAUCUGUUUUCUAG
Molecule: messenger RNA, 3051 nt
Organism: Ustilago hordei
Lineage: Eukaryota; Fungi; Basidiomycota; Ustilaginomycetes; Ustilaginales; Ustilaginaceae
Exons: 1
Coding region: 1-3051 (1016 amino acids)
Biological process (GO): double-strand break repair via homologous recombination; mitotic G2 DNA damage checkpoint signaling
Cellular component (GO): Mre11 complex
Molecular function (GO): damaged DNA binding; protein binding
Source: RefSeq, a predicted model, not a curated record